AUGAAAGGUAGUAUAUUAGCCUGGUACCUAUCGCUGAAGCUGAGGCUUCUCCUUGACGCUCUCACCAAUAUCAUGCGAGCGUCUGCAUUGCCCGUAGCCCUCCUGGGCACCACAGCCCUCGCCACAGAGCCCGUAGUCAAAGUUCUGAAUGGCUCAUAUUCCGGCAUAUACCUUCCACAGUACCAACAAGACAUCUUUCUCGGCAUACCAUACGCCCAAGACACAGGAGGUCAGAAUAGGUUCCUUGUACCUCAAACACUGAACGAAACAUGGCAAGACGUUCGCCCGGCCACAUCCUACAGCCAUGCCUGUCCCAGCUACGAUCCCAACGAUGCCAUCUACGGCAUGAGUGAGAACUGCCUGAGCAUCAAUAUCGUUCGCCCUCAUGGCAUACCUGAAGAUCAAAACUUACCAGUCAUGCUCUGGAUUCACGGAGGAAGUUAUCAAGUCGGUACGACAGGACGUCCUGAUUACAAUCUCACCUUCAUCGUGGAGAAGUCAAUUCAGAUCGGCAAACCAAUUAUUGGAGCUUCCAUCAAUUAUCGAAAAGGCGGCUGGGGAAACCAGUACAGCAUCGAAAUUCAAGGCUCGGGAAACGCGAAUCUCGCGCUUCGGGACAUGCGCAAAGGCCUCAGCUGGAUCUCUGAGAAUAUUGCCGCUUUUGGAGGCAACAAGGACUCUGUCACGAUAUGGGGCGAGAGCUCUGGCUCCUUCGCUGUAGGUCAGCUCCUGCUCAGUUAUGGUGGCAAGACCGAUGGCCUAUUCCAUCGCUCGAUACAAGAAUCGGGUUCCGCUACAACUGCUUGGUAUAAUGGAACUGAUUGGUAUCAACCGAUCUACAAUGAUCUCGUGGACAACACGAAUUGCACUGAUGCGCCUGAUACAUUGGCUUGCUUGCGAACUUUGGAAUACGAUAAGAUCUUUCCCUUUCUGAACAACUCCAAUGUCGCAGGUCCUGGCUGGUAUCCCACUGUGGAUGGUGAUGUGAUUCCUAACUUCCCAACAAUCUUGCUUGAGGAGGGGCGCUUUGCCCACGUUCCACACUUAUACGGAAGCACUUCAGAUGAAGGUACCGAUAACGUUAUUCCUGGCAUCGACACAGACGAAGAACUCCGCUACCACCUCCUGUACAACACAGGCUUCCAAUUUCCCAACUCCACAGUCUCCCGAAUCCUAGACCUGUACCCAGACGAUCCAACUCAAGGCGUGCCCAUCAACACCGGCACCGAACGUUUCGCGGAGUACGGCCAACAAUACAAACGCGCCGCCGCCAUAAUCGGCGACGUCUUCUAUCACGCUCCUCGUUUGUCCGAUGCCCAAUACUAUGCUCAGCACUCUCCCACCUACAUUUACCGUUUCAAUACCCGUCCCUGGCUCAAGAGCACCGGCACGUUGGCUCUACCGCAUAAAGGCGUCCAGCACUUCAGCGAAGUGGCUUUCGUGUUCAAUAAUCCAGAUUUCGUAGGCCCCUACCCGGAAUAUCAGGCGCUAAGUGAGCAGAUCAGCGCGCAGUGGAUCAAUUUUGCGUGGUGUGGACAUCCGAAUGGAGAGGGGUUGCCGCAUUGGCCAUUGUAUAAUGAAAGUCAGGCGGGACAGAAUUUGGUCUUGCAGAGUGAGUCUCAAGGCGGGAAUUAUGUGGAGGAAGAUACAUAUCGGCUAGAAGGUCGGGAGUAUUUGACAAAGUGGGCAAGGAGAAGACAUGUGUGA
Messenger RNA from Cercospora beticola, 1707 nucleotides. RefSeq lists its product as uncharacterized. The record is from RefSeq and is a predicted model, not a curated record. Lineage: Eukaryota; Fungi; Ascomycota; Dothideomycetes; Mycosphaerellales; Mycosphaerellaceae.